AUGGUGAUUAGUGUUUCCAUUUAUUGGGCUUUGCUGGCUGCUAUUGAUGGCCCACCUGGAGAAAAAGGAGCACCUGGACCCAAAGGUAUGCCGGGCCCAAUAGGGCCAAAGGGCUUUUCAGGAUCUAAAGGGGAUAAAGGAGAGAAAGGUGAUCAAGGAAACAUAGGACUGACUGGGUCUCCAGGCAUCCAGGGAAAGGCUGGAAUGAAAGGUGAGAUGGGUAUUAAAGGUGAGAAGGGUGCAGCUGGACUGCCAGGAUUCAAAGGUUCGAAAGGAGAAAAAGGAGAUCCAAAUUUGAAUGUGUCAAAAGGUGAUCAGGGAGAGCCAGGCAAAGAUGGACCACCGGGACCCCAAGGCAUGACUGGUGAAAAGGGUGAAAAGGGUGAUAGAGGAGAGUGCGGUUUACUUGGUGACAGUGGCCAGAAAGGUGAGCCAGGUGAUCCUGGACCACCAGGUGUGCAUGGAGACCCUGGUCCAUCUGGGCAACACGGCAUGCACGGGACUCCAGGAAUCGCCGGAGAACGCGGGGAACCAGGAGUUCCUGGAGCAAAGGGCGAGCCAGGAGCACGGGGACCACCAGGAGUCAAAAGUAUGAGAGGUCUGAGGGGAAUGAAGGGUGACCGUGGCCCCCAAGGGAAACGUGGAGACCGAGGCCUACGGGGACUGAAGGGCUCAAUGGGUCAAAGUGGAUCGAGAGUACGGUCUGCUUUCAGCGUCGGCUUAUAUCCAAGCAAGUCUUUUCCCCCAUCUGGAUUUCCAGUUCGCUUCGACAAGGUCUUCUACAAUGGAGAAAACCAUUACGACGUAGUCACGAGCAAAUUCAACUGCACCUACUCAGGAGUUUAUGUGUUCUCCUACCAGAUCACGGUGAGAAACAAGCCCCUGCGUGCUUCUCUGGUGGUGAAUGGGGUGCGUAAGGUACGUUCGAGAGACACCCUACAGGGUCAAGACAUUGACCAGGCAUCCAAUCUAGUGAUCCUGAAGCUGGAUGUGGGAGACGAGGUGUGGGUAGAGACGCUGAGAGACUGGAACGGUGUCUACUCCAGCAGCGAGGAUGACAGCACCUUCUCUGGGUUCUUGCUCUAUCCUGACUAACACCUUCUUCAUGGCUAGAUCUUGAACUGAACUUUACAUGACAUGGACA
Molecule: messenger RNA, 1144 nt
Organism: Sinocyclocheilus anshuiensis
Lineage: Eukaryota; Metazoa; Chordata; Actinopteri; Cypriniformes; Cyprinidae
Product: otolin-1-like
Exons: 4
Coding region: 1-1095 (364 amino acids)
Molecular function (GO): protein binding
Source: RefSeq, a predicted model, not a curated record